AUGGCACCCCAUUACAACACUCUUCAGAACAACCUUCAACAAGGAAGCAACCCAUCGCCUUAUGGUUCGGGUGAUCCUUACUAUAAUGAAUCGUCUGGUUUUAUUACCCCUCACCCAGUCAAAAAACGCUCCAAUACUUGGCUAAAGAUAGGCAUUCCUGUCCUUAUUGCUGUCAUCAUCGCAGCUGUAGUUGGUGGCGUCGUUGGAAGUCGAAAGAAGAGUAGUAGCAGCAGCGGCGGCGGCAAGGGCACAACGGCUGGAGAAGCCGCGGCAAGCUCGGCAGUCAGUGCUAAGCUUGCUAUCGGUCGAUUUGCCACAGCGACCAAUAGCGAAUUCAUGGACCCAUUUCAACCAUCUAAACCUAGUCCUACUACCACGCGAACUGAUCGGCCUCGCAUUAUUGCCCCAGCUUAUAAGUGGCAAGCACUCCCUGCCCUCAUCAAAAGUGACCCAUACCUUACGGGCUGGAACGCCACCAUCUUUGGCAAUGCCACCGCCUAUCUCUCCAUGCAGCCUGUCGUCUACCAUAUGGACGGCGCUAGUGGAAUCUUGGACAACGCCCGCGAAAUAAAAGCAAGAAUCAAGGCCUUUGCGUAUGUUUACCGCAUGACGAAUGACACAAAAUGGGUUGACCGUGCUUGGGAGGAAAUUCAAAACGCUGCAGGGAAUGGCACAACAGCUUUUGGACCAACCGUUGAUAAGUGGAAUACUGCACAUUUUCUAGACGCUGCCGAGUUGUCUUCCGCAUUUGGAAUCGCCUACGAUUGGCUCUACGACAUGUGGACUGCCGAGCAGAAAAGUCAAAUUAGGACAACGCUCAUUGAAUACGGUCUUCAGCCAGGUCUGUCCGUGUACGCUAAUCCAUCAAGCGUGACCUUUGGUUGGUGGACGAGCAACGUCACGGGCAAUUGGAAUUGCGUUUGUAACGGAGGUUUGACCGUGGGUUCCCUUGCUAUUCUAGGCGAUGACACAACGGGAGUUGCCCAGCAGUUGCUUGGAUAUACCAUCAACAACGCCAACCAGAACUGUGCCUUGGCGGUAGCAGAUGACGGGACAUGGGCGGAAACCGCGAAUUAUUGGUACUUUGGUACCACAGGACAUGCUGAGAUGGCAUCUGCUCUCAUCACAGCUACGGGUUCGCAUUACGGUCUCCUCGAUGUCAACCCUAACUUCGCAAAAACCGGUUUGUUCCAUAUGUAUGCGUAUGGCCCCACGUCUCUUUUCAAUUAUGGCGAUCAUGGCCCCAACAAGUUUUCCACGACGGCCAAUGCCAUGAUAUUCUACGCUGAGCAAUUCAAUCAGCCCCAGUUUGCGCUGCAUCAACGUGAGCAAUCUGAUGCUGCCGAACCAUGGAGCAUGUUUUGGUAUGAUCCGACGGUUUCUGGAGCGUUCUGGGAUGGAGCACCACUUGAUCAUUUCUUCGACAAUGCUCUUGAUCAAUGGGCUUCGAUGAGGAGCAGUUGGACGGACGGAAAGGCAUUAUUUGUCGCUAUCAAAGCGGGGCUUAAUCAAGGUCAUCAGACGCACAAUGACCUUGAUGUCGGCGACUUCGUGCUCGACGCUCUUGGGACGCGAUGGGCGGGAGAGCUUGGUUCCGGUGAUUAUCUGGCACCCGAUUAUUUCACUAGCGAUGCUCAGAACGCCGUUCGGUGGACGUACUACAGAAAGAUGACGGAAGGCCAGAACACCAUUCUGGUCAACCAGUCAAACCAGAAUGUUGCUGCGGCCCCCACUAUUCGUCACGAUUCGUCCGGAACGGCCCAAGGUUCAAGCACAGUCAUCAGCAUUCCAGAUACAUCAACAGCGUUCUGGACGACUGACAUGACGUCGGCCUAUUUCCAAGCGACAUCGGUCAAGCGAGGUGUUCGGACUCUCAAUGCCCGUCGACAAGUCCUGCUACAAGAUGAAAUCACUGCGCAGGCAGGUAUACAAUGGCGAAUGCACACCAACGCGACUGUUAGCGUUGAUACCGGAGGAACAUCAGCUACCUUGACGCUGGAUGGUCAGACCAUGAAGGUUUCGAUGCUCAAUCCGCCAUCGGGGGCAGCAUUCACAACGUCUGCUGCCGUUCGUUUCUCCACUGAUCCCACUCCCCCGGCAGCCGAUCAAGCUAACCCAGGUGUUACCGUUCUGAUUAUUAGCCUCCCUGCUGGCACGUAUAGUUUACAGGUGCUAUUUAAUCCGCAAUGGAGUGGAAUGUCGGCGAGUGAUUUUGUGACACCGCCGUCUGUUUCACUGGACAGUUGGUCUCUUACGAGCCACAAUUAA
Molecule: messenger RNA, 2268 nt
Organism: Laccaria bicolor S238N-H82
Lineage: Eukaryota; Fungi; Basidiomycota; Agaricomycetes; Agaricales; Hydnangiaceae
Exons: 4
Coding region: 1-2268 (755 amino acids)
Molecular function (GO): lyase activity
Source: RefSeq, a predicted model, not a curated record